Molecule: messenger RNA, 2617 nt
Organism: Gadus chalcogrammus (walleye pollock)
Lineage: Eukaryota; Metazoa; Chordata; Actinopteri; Gadiformes; Gadidae
Product: kelch repeat and BTB domain-containing protein 13-like
Exons: 1
Coding region: 22-1452 (476 amino acids)
Molecular function (GO): protein binding
Source: RefSeq, a predicted model, not a curated record
CGUAACGGGCUGUGUGGGGCGAUGGCGGUGCGGGGCGCAGGAGACCAGGAGGGGAGCAGCGGUGGUCCGCCGGAGGAGGAGGAGGAGGGUGGAGAGUGGCUGACGGUGGUGGUGGGAGACAGCAGCUUCUCCGCGGAGAAGAGCCUCCUGCUCCGCCACUGCGGCUACUUCCAGGCCCUGUUCCGCUCGGGGAUGAGGGACAGCCGACAGACGCAGGUCCACCUCAGCAACCUGUGCGCCCGCAGCUUCCAGCUGGCCCUGCGGGUGUUCCGGGGCGACAGACCCCUCAUCCUGGACCCGGACCACAUCCAGGAGUCCAUCGAGUGCGCCGCCUUCCUGCAGGCGGCCUCUCUGAGCUGCCACCUCAGCGACCUGCUGGACUCCAGCAACUGCCUGCUCAUGUUCCACGGUGCCGACGCCUACGGCCUUGCCGACCUCGCCGCUGCCGCCGCCCUCUUCAUCAGAGACGUGUACCGGGACCUGGAGGCGGAGCUCCGAGAGACCCUCCCCCCGGAGCUGGUCUCCCGGGUGGAGGCCCUGCCCCCCAGCGUGCUGGUGGCGGUGGGGGCCCACGCCCCCUGCAGCGCCGGGGCCAGCGGCCACGCCGCCUCCAGGACGCUGUGCUACCUGGACGAGGAGCAGGACGUGUGGAAGGAGCUGACCGCCCUGCCGCUGCAGGCCAGCACCUCCAUGGCGGGCGUGGCCGUGCUGGACAACCGGCUGUACGUGGUGGGGGGGGUGCAGGGCAUCCGGAAGCAGCCCAUGGACCAGAGCUUCUGCUACAGCGUGGAGGAGGACGCGUGGAGCCCCAUCGACAGCCCCGUCCAGCCCAGGUACAACUUCCCCCUGGUGGGGCUGGACGGGCGGCUGCUGGCCAUCGGAGGGGAGAGCGGGAACACCGCCAUGUCGUCCGUGGAGACGUUCCACGUGGGGGCCGGGACCUGGACGUUCUCCGCUCACCUGCCGAGACCGGCGGCCGGCGCGGCCUGCGCCAAGACCCUGGGCCGGGUGUUCGUGUGCCUCUGGAGGCCCAUGGAGACCACGGAGAUCUGGGAGCACUCGGGCGGCGGCGGGGGGGCGUGCGGGGGCGGGGCGUGGACCCUGGUGGCCACGCUGAUCCGCCAGCAGAGCUACGGCCACGCCCUGGUGGGCCACGGCGACCGGCUGUACGUGGUGCGCAACGGCCCCUCGGACGACUUCCUGCGCUGCCUGCUGGACUGCUACAGCCUGAGCACGGGCCAGUGGAGCGCGCUGCCGGGCCACUACCCCAACAGCAAGGGCGCCCUGUUCACCGCCGUGGUGCGGGGCGACGGCGUGCUGACCCUCAGCCGCAGCGCCACCCAGGAGUACGGGCUCCAGGACGGCACCUGGAGGCCCCGCCGCCAGGGGAAGGGCUUCCCCCGGAGCGGCUCCCUCUGGACCUUCCUGCUCCGGCUGCCGAGCGCUCCCUAGCAACAGCUUGACUCCGGGAGGGGGGGGCGGGGUCGGAGGUCAUGGACGUUGUGGGUAACCAAUCAGGUUACACACUCAGGGUUAGUAGGUCUAGUCUGGUUAGAAUCCUCAGGGGGACCAGGUCUCUUAGGGUUAGUAGGUCUAUAGGGUUAGUAGGUCUAGUAGGGUUGGUAGGUCUAGUAGGGUUAGUAGGGUUAGUAGGUCUAGUAGGGUUGGUAGGUCUAGGGUUAGUAGGGUUAGUAGGUCUAGUAGGGUUAGUAGGUCUAGUAGGGUUAGUAGGUCUAGUAGGGCUAGUAGGUCUAGUAGGGUUAGUAGGUCUAUAGGGUUAGUAGGUCUAGUAGGGUUAGUAGGUCUAGUAGGGUUAUUAGGGCUAGUAGGUCUAGUAGGGUUGGUAGGUCUAGGGUUAGUAGGGUUAGUAGGUCUAGUAGGUCUAGUAGGGUUGGUAGGGUUAGUAGGGUUAGUAGGUCUAGUAGGGUUGGUAGGGCUAGUAGGUCUAGUAGGGUUGGUAGGGUUAGUAGGUCUAGUAGGGUUGGUAGGUCUAGUAGGGUUAGUAGGUCUAGUAGGGUUAUUAGGGCUAGUAGGUCUAUUAGGGUUGGUAGGGUUAGUAGGUCUAGUAGGGUUAGUAGGUCUAGUAGGGUUAGUAGGUCUAGUAGGGUUAUUAGGGCUAGUAGGUCUAGUAGGUAGGGUUGCUCCGGGUUUGUAGGAUUAGGCUUAGGAUAAGUAGGUUAGAAAUAUGACUUGUAUCUAUCAUGUACGAACACAAAUAUAAUAAUAAAUACUUUCUGUUUUUUUAUUUGAACAGUAUGACAAUCAUCUUUAUUUAACCUUUGGGUUCUUGUGCACACAAACUACCCGGUUGAUAGUCUGUAUAAUAUAAAGAAUACACUUACAUCGAUAUAUAUAGAGUAUGUAAAUCAUACAAAAGACAAUAUGUAAUUCAAGAAACUGACGGCAUGUAAUCAUGAUACAGCAACAUCAGCGAGAGACGACAGCUGCCUCCUCGUCUGGUGGUCACGGCUGAUGACCUCUAAAUGUUCUACUGAAGGCGCCAUCGGGUGGUGGAAUAUAAACGUUGCUCUUCACUGCACAGGGGACUAUAACAACUAGAGAUAGUAAACUGGUUGCCUUAAAGAAUGGUGAUAGAAUAGCUAGAAGAUUCAAUCGA